This is a messenger RNA of Medioppia subpectinata, 726 nucleotides long. Lineage: Eukaryota; Metazoa; Arthropoda; Arachnida; Sarcoptiformes; Oppiidae. The record is from the annotation of a GenBank genome assembly.
AUGGUGUUGCAAACGCUGGGCUUCCAGAGCAAUAUAUACAAGUGGGCGCGCGAUCAUCGGCUACACCACAAGCACUCGGACACCGACGCCGAUCCGCACAAUUCGCGCCGGGGCUUUUUCUUUUCGCACGUGGGUUGGCUGCUAUACAUGAAACAUCCCGACGUGUUGGCCAAGGGCAAAACAAUCGACGUGUCCGAUCUGAUGGCCGACCCGGUAGUCCGAUUCCAGGACCGGCAUUUCACCUGGUUAGUGAUACUCAUAUGGGGCUUAGCGCCCGCCACCGUACCCAACCUGUUGUGGGCCGAGUCGGUGUGGAACUCGUGGUUCGUGUGCGUUAUGCUCCGGUACGCCAUAUCGUUGAACACCACGUUCCUCGUCAACAGUGCCGCCCAUCGCUACGGCAUGAAGCCGUACGACAAGACUAUAGCGUCGGUUGACGCACAUGUGCGCCAAUUUAUGGUCGGCGAAGGCUUUCACAACUAUCACCACACCUUCCCACAGGAUUAUUCGAGCUCAGAGUUGGGUGCGAUCGACGCAUUCAAUCCUCAGACAGCGUUCAUCGACACGUUUGCGGCCAUCGGUUGGGCCUAUGAUCUGAAGAAACCGUCGGUAGCUGUGGUGAAGGGGCGUCAGACCAGACGCGGUGACAAUCAAUGGCUUGUGCCCAUCAGAUCGCGGCUAUCGGAACAUAUUGUCGAAUAUCCACAAUUCAUUAAGAUAUCUUGA